GUUAGUUCAGUUACUGGAACCACCACAAUUGGACAUUCUUGCACCUUCAUUUUUUUCAUUUCACCGAUCGACGAAAACCGAAAUGAACACGAUCACGAUUGUAGUUUUGGCGGUGUUUGUCUUCUCACAAUGGUCGACCACUGCAGCUGUGGUUCCCACAUAUCCAACGGAAAAACCAAAGGCCCCGGUGCCAGCGCAACUAUUGAGAAACGACUACGUCUACGAUAAUAGCGGACAGUUUAGCCUAAACUAUCAGGUGGAUGACGGGACAUCACAGACUAGGGAAGGAACGUUGGUGUUGAACGACGAAGGAGACGAUUACGUUUUGAUUCAGAAGGGCUCAUAUUCAUACAUUUCUCCCGAAGGCAUUAAAGUUACAGUGACGUACACAGCCGACAAGGAAGGUUUCAAGAUUGUCGAAUCUAGCAACGACGUGCCCGCCAGAGUCUAGCCGGAAAGUCCACAGUCAUAGCCCAUAUAGUCAUAUUAUUAUGUCCAUAGUAUCGUUAUAAUAUUGUAGCAGGUUUAGUGCCCGUUUUAUAUUGUUCAUUAUUAUCUUAAACUGAUUAUGUAGUCGUAGUGUAUAGUCGAAACAAAGAAUCAAUCACGUAUAUAGAUUUGAGUGUGCGUGUAAUUACAUAUAAUAUACAGAGUAGGUAAUUAUUAAAACAUUUGGAACGCAUGAUUAAUAUAAAAAAAAAAAUUUUCUCCUUACUUAUGUAUCAUAAUAUUAUUAUAUUACGAAUUACGAUGUAUGUGAGUGUGUAACUUAUUUUGUUCAAUUGUAUCACCAAACAUAAUUUGUGAAAUAAAUUAUUUACCCA
Messenger RNA from Acyrthosiphon pisum (pea aphid), 824 nucleotides. RefSeq names its product cuticle protein-like. Gene Ontology annotation, molecular function: structural constituent of chitin-based larval cuticle. Gene Ontology annotation, cellular component: chitin-based extracellular matrix. NCBI's taxonomy places the organism in Eukaryota, Metazoa, Arthropoda, Insecta, Hemiptera, Aphididae. The record is from RefSeq and is marked provisional.